Molecule: messenger RNA, 1296 nt
Organism: Trypanosoma brucei brucei TREU927
Lineage: Eukaryota; Euglenozoa; Kinetoplastea; Trypanosomatida; Trypanosomatidae
Exons: 1
Coding region: 1-1296 (431 amino acids)
Molecular function (GO): Hsp90 protein binding
Source: RefSeq, a predicted model, not a curated record
AUGAGGCAACCCCGACUGUGUGCACACCUUUGCAUUUGUGCAUGCGUUACACCCUUCUUUCGAUCUGUAAUUAAUCUUCCCACCGUGCCUUGUUUUGGCUCUCAGUGGUGCAUAGAAUCAGUAAUGGAUUUGUCCGGCCUAGUGCCCACCAGUAAAGAACUGACGGAGGGGCAAAGGGAACACAUCAGGGACCUACAAUAUGAGAUUGACGAGAUAUGGAAUCGCCGUGGUGACUACAAAAUUGAUUCCUCUGCGUGGGAGCAGAUGCCAUUAUUCAUGGAGAAUAUUACAGAAGAGGAUUUACAGCGUAACGCAGAUUGCGCCGCUCUGGCCAGCAUCGCGUAUGAUGACGUCCCACCCGAGGAGGUCGCCGAGAGUAGGAAACAACACGGCAACAGAGCAAUUCAGUUGGCUCUCGACCCGAAGCAAGUGAACAAGGAGAAUCUCGCUCGCGCCACUGUUCACUGCUACACAGAAGGAUUAGCUGCCAAGUGUAAAGACCCCGUUCUGAAUUCGCAGCUGUAUGCGAACAGGAGUUUGGCACAAUACAUAAUCCAUAACUAUGGGCAUGGCUUGGAGGAUGCUCAGCGUGCCAUCAUUCUGGAUCCAGAUUAUUACAAGGCAUACUAUCGUGCCGCUCGAUGCGCGGAGCGCAUCGGGAAAUACGAUCUCGCACUGGACCUCCUUGCCAAAGGUCGUCGAACGAACCCCGCACCGGUUGGGCGCGCGUUGGAAGACUUCGUUGACAUCGAGCGUGUUUGUCGUGAGGGAAAGGAGAGGGCUGAGUCCAAAAAGAAGAAAGAAAACCUCAGCACGCGUGUGAAAGCGGCGCAGACCUCGAGCACACUUCGCUGUGUUACUUCCAGUGGUGUUCGCUGUUCGCCCAGAGCCGAGGUAUCAAGUGAACAGAUGGGGGUGUACGGGCACCACGAGCCCUACUUCGAUUCUGAGGGUCUGUUACAUGUGCCCAUACUUUUCAUGUAUGAUGAGUAUCAACAGACCGACUUUAUGCAAGAUGUGAGUUGUGAUGUGUGUGUAGGGGAGCUGCUGGACGAGUUGAUGCCCUUUCCAUGGGACGACAGGGGACGUUACCAGCGCAUUGACGAUAUUCUCGUCGUUUACAAAAUUGAUGGUGGUGUAAAGGACCCUAAGUAUUACGAAGUGGACCUUUCGCUGCCGCUUAUGGAAGUGUUCCGCUCGGAAUCAUAUCAAAUGCCUGCGCUUUUGCCUGUGCUGCACAUUAUUUGCAAACACUCCGAUAUGUUGACGGAGUGGGAUGUUCAGAUGUUAAGGUAG